AUGUCUGCUUUAGGUGCCCAACCAGCGACCGCCAGCGAUGUCGACAUGGAGGCCUCUGGCGUCGAGCCCAUUGCUCCACCAGGCAGCGUAAAUGCUGCAGCACCUUUAACACCCCCUGCGGACAGCUGGGCUUUACGUGUGGAAGCCAACAAGGCCAUGCAGAAGAGCUUCAAUGACCUUUUGUGCCACGUCAGCAACAAUGCCAGGGCUCUCGCAAAAACCGUCUGUCAGAUCCUUGCCCACCUCAACCCUGCAACGUACCUGGAUGACUUCACCCAGGUUGCUACCAUGCUAACCACCACCUGUCGAGAGCUCCACACUGAGCUCCUUGUCGACCCGGUUCUCAACAACUCCAACAUAGGCACAGCUGCCCUAUGCAUUUUCGACCACUUCUUCACCACCUCGGACCCGCUGUGA
Messenger RNA from Laetiporus sulphureus 93-53, 417 nucleotides. RefSeq lists its product as uncharacterized. The record is from RefSeq and is a predicted model, not a curated record. The transcript has a single exon. Lineage: Eukaryota; Fungi; Basidiomycota; Agaricomycetes; Polyporales; Laetiporaceae. Bases 1 to 417 code for a protein of 138 amino acids.